CCAUUCCACGCCGCCACUCGCGUCUCUCUCCUCUUCCUCCGGGAAACGGCCGAUGUAGGCGGCGCUCUGGCCCGGCCUCCGAUCAGAUCGUCGUCAGGCUCGUCGGGUUCUCCUAGAAACGCCGCGUCAAGAUGAAGGUUGCCAAGACCUUGGUCAAGGCUUUGACCGGCAAGACCGUCACCGCAGGGAGGAACUCUUCUGGCCGAAUCACUUCGUUUCACCGAGGUGGUGGACACAAGAGAUCGCUUAGAGAAAUUGACUUCAAGAGAGACACUUCGUCUGUUGGUAUUGUGGAAAGGAUUGAGUAUGACCCUAACCGCUCUUCUAAGAUUGCUCUUGUCCGAUGGAUCGAAGGGGUAGGGCAGAAGGAUGCAUCAUAUAAGGCUGAUCGUGCACCUGUCAAUUAUAUACUAGCCAGUCAUCAAAUGGAAGUGGGCAGCAUGGUGGUAAACAGCGAUUGCUCCAAACCUUCUACAACCGGCUCCCUGCGACCUGCCCAGAAUGCUGAUUCUUUCUUGCGGUUCCAAGAGCUCUUUCGCCAAGCCCAUGCAGAUGCAGAGGGGACUGAUAAAGCAGAGGCUGCGAUUACUGCUGCACCACUCCCACCUGCCGACCUAUUGGAUCUCAAUUCCAAGGUAGGGAACUGCAUGCCGUUAGCUGAUAUUCGUAUGGGAACGUGGGUACACAGCAUCGAGUGUCGGCCUGGCCAAGGGGCACAGCUGGUUCGAGCUGCUGGAACUUACGCUAAGGUGGUCAAGGAGUCAGCCUCCCAGUGUCUUGUACGGCUGCCAUCAGGUGCUGAGAAACUUAUAGAUUCCCGAUGCCGAGCUACCAUUGGUAUAGUUUCCAACCCCUCCCAUGGUGCGCAAGAGCUUAGGAAAGCAGGGCACAGCAGGUGGUUAGGCUGGCGUCCGGUUGUUCGUGGUGUUGCAAUGAAUCCAGUGGAUCAUCCUCAUGGUGGAGGUGAGGGUCGCACGAAAGGUGGUAGGCCAUCGGUUUCACCUUGGGGGAAGCCCACCAAAGCAGGCUAUAAGACAGCGAGGAAACAAAAAGCUUAGUUCAUGCCACGACGAUCUACAUGCCAAGGGUUUUUUUGUGUGGAAAAGUUGCAGGAUUUCGAUGUGGAUCUUGAUAAGAAAGAACUGUAUCUCAUUGUAGCAUUCUCAUGAUGCUUUUGCUUUCCUGUAAACCGUUUGCUGCUACAGCAGUUUCGCUUUAUAUGUAUGAAAUAAGUGAUUUUUAGACUUGCCUGUGCUU
Molecule: messenger RNA, 1257 nt
Organism: Lolium rigidum
Lineage: Eukaryota; Viridiplantae; Streptophyta; Magnoliopsida; Poales; Poaceae
Product: 60S ribosomal protein L2, mitochondrial-like
Exons: 2
Coding region: 132-1058 (308 amino acids)
Biological process (GO): cytoplasmic translation
Cellular component (GO): large ribosomal subunit; ribosome
Molecular function (GO): RNA binding; transferase activity; structural constituent of ribosome
Source: RefSeq, a predicted model, not a curated record